Yamadazyma jaroonii is the source of this 1428-nucleotide messenger RNA. NCBI's taxonomy places the organism in Eukaryota, Fungi, Ascomycota, Pichiomycetes, Serinales, Debaryomycetaceae. The record is from the annotation of a GenBank genome assembly.
AUGAUAGAUGAUAAUUCAAAGUUAAAUAAAUAUAAAGAGAAGCGUGGUAUUGGAGGUUCUGCAUUGAAGAGAAUUCAAAGUGGUAAUGAUUCUGAUAGAUAUGAGAAAGAUGAAGAUGUAGGAAGAUUAUUCAAUUCCCAUCUGUCAGUAUUUAACGCUUUAACCAAUCCUGAUUUGGAAUUAUCCCCAGAUUUAAGAAACCAUGACUUAAGCAAAAUGCCAACCAACAACUCAGAAAAGUAUUACAUUGAUGAGAGUUGGCAGAAUUUAAAUGAUUCAUUCUUCAGAAAUUUAAGUCAAUCACCAUUAAUUCCUCAGAUUAUAAGACCCUCAUCAUUAUUAUCCAUUACAACUGAUGAAGAUAGAAGAGAUGAUAAUGAAGAAACUAAAGUUAAAGAUGAUACGGUUUUACUUGAUUCUAUGGUAUUUGAAACAGAUGAAGAAGAAGAUUUCAAAGAUACUUUCAUUAUGCCUAAAAUGUCAAUGUCUAGCUCAAAUUUAAGUAUUUGUACAAUUGCCAAUUUCCCCAAGAGUGAAAUUAGUGAUUUGUUGGAAUCAUCUAAAGAUCACGACAUUUUCCACGUCAAUAUCAAGAACUUCAAUCAAAAAAAUAUCAAGAAGAUUAAGUCAAGUAAUUUGAUUUUUGUCAUAAAUGACGGAUCAAAUAAAUUGGUAGAUUUUCUGAAGAAAAUUUUUGAAGGUGAAGAUUUGACUUUUUCAGAUUCAAAAAUCACCAUUGUCAAUAUGAUUACGGUCAAUUAUUUUAGUAAUUUAUUCGAUUUAAUCAAUAAUUUUAAACCUUUCCAAAUUUGGAAAACUUCCUCAGUUAACAGUAGUAAAUUGAUUAAGGAGUUUAAUGAAUUCAUUAAUUCAGAAAUUUCUCAUAAAUCACUACCAGGGGAAAUCAAUGAAAGUUCGGUGUAUUCAAGUUUAAUCACCACUACAAAUUCUGGUAAAAAUUAUAAGUUUUUGGAGAAAAAAUUCAAGAAUGAUCUUUUCGUAAAUUCUAAUAAUGUUGAUCCAUUACAAUUGAAGAAAUUUCAAAUAUUUAAUAAUAUCUUGAAUAAAUCUCUCAAUGAUGAUGAACCAAAUGAAUCAUUUAACAAGCUUUAUAUGUUAGCAAGUUUCACCAUUGGGAUUUCUUUGGGUUUCACAUUGGCUAAUAUUUUAUCAAAAUAUUUCACUUUUUAUUUGUCACAAGAUUUAAUCACACCAUUGGAAGAGCCACUCAGUGUAGCUCAUAAACAAGUUGAUUUGAAAUCGGUUGUUGAUAACGUCAAAUUGAAUGUAAUCAAUCUUUUCAAUUCCAAUAUUAUUGAUGAAUUUUCAAGAUGUUUCUUCAGUUUAUUGGAUAAUUUAAAAUUCACAGGUGGAUUUUUAAUUAAUUAUGCAUCUUCUGGUCUUGAUAAGUUAAUGACUAUAGUAUGA